This is a messenger RNA of Oppiella nova, 648 nucleotides long. NCBI's taxonomy places the organism in Eukaryota, Metazoa, Arthropoda, Arachnida, Sarcoptiformes, Oppiidae. The record is from the annotation of a GenBank genome assembly.
AUUUUUUAUGACCAUUAAAUUAAUAUAUAUAACCAACAUCAUUUCAAUAUUUUCCAUCAUUAAAUUUUUGUCUAAUUAAUUAUAUUAUUUAGCAAAAUUUAACAUUGGCAUAUAUUUAAAAAACACAAUGAAACUUACCAUGAGCAUCAUACUAUUGGCAACAUUCACUUUACUGUUUGUCAAUACUGUUUAUGGUGGAUGUCCUGAGGAGCCUAAAUGCUCAGACUAUCCGCAAACGUGCACGUGCGGUGCAGUGCAAGGCCAAAUUUGUGGUGCACGUGCAUCGUCCACUCAUCCCAAUUUCGAGAACCCGGCCACCAUUAAGUCGGUCAGUCUGUACGGUGCCAACUGCGACGCCGAUUCUCUGUACGACUGCAACGGUUUCCGUACUCGCGCUAAACUCCUCCGAACCUGCAACGAGUGCAUCUGUAACGAUAACUACAAGGGUGACGACUAUUGUCCCUGGUUUCGCAAGGGCCAACUCCCUGGUAGUACUCAAGUGGUCAACGUGUAAUAUUUUUUCAGUAUUCUUUUUAAUUACAAUAGGUUAAAAUUUAAUCAAGAUUUCAAUUUUCUUUGUAUAAAUCGCCAUUUAUAAAUUAUCUGAUAAAAUAUUUUAUAUUAAGGAAUAAAACUUUUGGCAAUUUA